Messenger RNA from Diabrotica balteata, 2126 nucleotides. NCBI's taxonomy places the organism in Eukaryota, Metazoa, Arthropoda, Insecta, Coleoptera, Chrysomelidae. The record is from the annotation of a GenBank genome assembly.
CAAUAAUUUACAUUCAAGAUGAGGAAAUCAGGCAGUCAGAGUAGUAUCCCUGUUCGUCUAUUUGGUCCAUCUAUUUCUAGCAAUAGAGGACAUAGGGAUAGUUCAAAAUCCAGAUUAUCAAGUCAAGAUGGUUUAGCUUUAAAUAGACCGUCAAGAGCAACAUCACUGGACAGAAAAUCCCAAACAAAUCUUAUAACUCCCUUAACUAGACAAAAAAGUUUCCAGAGAAGUACACCAGUAUCAGCAAGACCACAAUCACUUGAUAGAAAAUCUCAUGUUGCUGUAAAACAAACUCCUAGACAAAAUUUUCAAAGAACUACACCAAAUUCUCUAAGAAGCGGUAGUAGCUGUAAAUCAUCAAUAUCUGUUUCUGCAUUAAAAGAGAGAAAGACUAUUCAAAAAUUAAGUACUAAUAAGGAUUGGGUUAAUGCACAAUAUCAGAAGGUUAAGCGUUAUAUAUCAACUUCCGAAAAGAUCGACCCAACUAUUGUGAAACCUGAAAAUAUCAAGCCUCCAUCAAUAAAGGGGUUCAUAUAUCUCGUGUCUGUAUUGUUCAGUGAAUUAUUUCCUUCUGUAAAUCUAUCUAUGGAAAAUUAUAAGGAAGUGAUUGCAAAAAAAUUAAAGGCAAUGCAUUAUCCUGGAUCCAUGACAAACUCUGUAUUGAAAACAGUAAACACAAUGCAUUCCUGGCCCCAAGUCAUCGGCAUGUUUGGAUGGUUGAUAGAUAAAGUUAAUCUAGUAGAUAAUGGUAAAAUUGAUUUAAAUAAACUUACACCUGGAGAGCAACAACAAUGUACGCUAACACAGCUUUGCAGAGAUUAUAUUUUGGAAAGAUACCAACAAUUUAAUAAUUCCAACGAAGAUAUAGAAGACAAGGAACAACUGGAAAAUUUUAUUUCUGCUUUUGCAAGUAACGUUGGUGUAGAUAAAAAUUCUUAUGAGCAACUAAAGAAACAAGUCGAAGAAAAGGAAAAGCAUUUGGACAGUCUUAUAAUUGAAGUCCAGGAAUUAACUGAAAAGAAAAAGAAUUUAGAAGAAAGAAAAGCUAGUUUACUUGAAAAUUUGAAUAAACUUCAAGAAAACGACGCUGCCGAGGAUGCGGAGUUAGAAGUGGGAAUAAAUCACUACACCAACAUACUGAAUAAAUUGGUACAAAGAGAAAAUGAUCUUAACGAAAAUAUACUAAGACUUGAGGAAAGCAUAAAGAAACAGCCGUGUACAUAUCAGGAAAAAAAGAAUCUCUUGCAAAAUAUUAAAACCAUGAAAAAUGAAUUAAAUAUAAUUAAAGAAAAAGUUAAACAUGAUCAAGAUAUUAAACUUGGUUUUGAUACAGAAAUCCAAGAGGAGCAUGAAAAGUUACAAUCAAAAGUCAUCGAAUGGAAUCGAUCGUUAAGGACAGUCUGUAUUAAAAAACCCGAUUUUAAGGUUUUACUUUUCAAAGAAACCGGUCUACACAGGACCGAAUUCCUUGACGAAAUUAAGGAAAUUGCCAAAAUUAAAUCAGAAAUGGAAAAAAAUAUGCUCAAAAAGAUGGAGACGAUGGAAAUAAAUUUAAAACAGUACAACGACGACAUUAAGAACAUGACAAAGGAACUAAGUGUUGUUCAAGGUGAAAUUCAAUCUAUAGUUCAGACCAUUAAUGAACUAAAUAAAAGGACGGCAUUACUUGAAAAGGAAUCGCAAGAGCAAUUAGAGGAAUGGGAAAAACAGAAACAGACGUUACUCUCAAAUUUAAAAGAUUCUGAUGAACAAAGAGAACUAGAGAUGACUGAAGAGGAAAAUGAACAACUAUCCCAGAGGCGAAAAGAAUUAGUAGAUUCUUUGGAAAAAUUCAAAGUAACUUCUGUCGAUUUUUUUCUUCAGAUUUACAGACAAGUUAACAGUCAUAUGGCUGAACUGAAUAAAAUUGUGGAAAAAGUCAAAAGUCAAGUAGCAGAUGCCGCAUUAAAAGAAUUCGAUGAACGAGCCCAGUUAAAUGAGUUUUUAGAAAGUUUACAAGAGAAUAAUUAGUUAGAAAAUAAAAUUUUACUAUGUACUAUAUAGACUUUUUACUUUGGAAUUUAUCCUAUACACAAACAGAAACAUUCAGUAUUUUAUUUAAAAUGUUGACUCUAUUUUUCACCCUA